AGCGUGUUCACCGUUGCGCGAUGGGGAUGGAGGCCGCGGCGACGGCGAGGACGGUGGCGGCGACUGUGGCGGCGGCGGCGGUGGCGGUGGCGGUGGCGAUGGUGGUGCCGGCGGUGGCGGUAGUCGUCGUCGUCACAAGACGCGCACCUGUGUCCACUGCGGAGGCGUUGCGCGCGCCGUCGGUGCACAUGAGGCGCCUCACCCUACUUCUCUUCGCCAUGGCCACGCUCGCAGCAGCUGCUCGCACACCUCCGCGCCAUCGCCACGCUCUGUCGGAUGCCGCCGCCACUCCGCCGCCGCUGCGAGGUGCCUAUUUGCUGCUGCGAGGCGGCGCGGUGAGCGGCACCGACCCGACGGCGGCUACUUUGCUCCUCGUCGCGACGUGGUACGGUUCCUCGGUCUGCAGCAGCCUCCUUGCAUACGAGCUGGUCGCCGCCGCUGGGCCGGAGAUGAUGACGCUCUGCCACUUUGCCGGCUCCGCCUGCUGCGGCGCCGCGGUGCUGCGGCUGGGAGGCCGCAGCGGCAGCAUCGGCUUCGCGUCGCGGAGGCAGCUGGUCGACACUGCGGCGCUCUCCGCCUCCUUCCUCGCCGGCUGCUACACGAUGAACUCCUGCCAGGCGUCAAUGCACCUCUCGCUCGCCCACGCCCUCCGCGCCUUUGAGCCGGUGACGACACUGCUCCUCACCGCCGCCUUCCUGCCUUCGGACACGCCCUCGGCGCGCCGCGCCGCCUGCCUCCUCCCCGUCGCGCUCGGCUGCGCCCUGUCCGCCGCCGGCGCGCACGGGCCCACCGCGCGUUCGCUCGGCCUUGUCACGGCCAGCAACCUCUGCUUCUCGCUGCGCGGCAUCCUCGCGCGGCGCGUCAAGGCGCGGCACGGGACCGGCACCGGGCCUGUCACGGUCCUCGCCGGGCUGCUCGUCGCGCCGGCGGCGCUGACGCGACUCAACUGCGCGGGCGUGGCGCUUGCGUGCGCGGGGGCGGUGGCGUACGGGGUGGUGUGAGAAUGGGAGCUGACAUCAAGGUUGCUGGUGCUGUACCCUUUCCACUUGAUGAGGAAUUCGCGCCCCUCCACUCGUGCGCCUGCACUGCCAGUGCCGGAUCGAUGUUUGAGGAUGCAAUCGGGAAAGUAGGUGUCCUCACCAUCCUCCUCCUCGUGAUCGCUGCCGCCGCCGCCGCCAUCGCCAUCGUCAUCGUCAUCGUCAACGUCGCUCUCCUCGUCGCUGCUGUCCGCGUCGCUUCGGGCCGGCCGCCGUGUGCCGCGAGUCUCGCGCCGCUCCUCCUGGUCGAGCGCAUCCUCGAUAGCCUUCCACUCCUCGAGGCUCGGCGCGUGCCAUCGGCCCGCGCCGCGCAGCGCCUCGGCGCAGCCAAGCGCAACCAUUAGAGGCCGCACAGCCUCGACCACCUCAAAGUACAGCUGACGAAUUGUAUCCACCGUGGGCCAGUCCCAGAAGAUGUACUCGUCGCUCUCUGAGGCUGUCCAAUGCGAGCGGCUGUAGUUCUUGUUGGAGACGUCGUGAGGUAGGUGUACGUCGUCACGGCUGAAUAUGUCGAGCG
Emiliania huxleyi CCMP1516 is the source of this 1554-nucleotide messenger RNA. RefSeq lists its product as hypothetical. Lineage: Eukaryota; Haptophyta; Isochrysidales; Noelaerhabdaceae. The transcript is spliced from 2 exons. Gene Ontology annotation, molecular function: antiporter activity. Bases 21 to 1001 code for a protein of 326 amino acids. The record is from RefSeq and is a predicted model, not a curated record. Gene Ontology annotation, cellular component: Golgi apparatus.